CGAGCGCCAGCAGCCAGUCGUGUAUAGUCCUGGCGCUCACCGGUGAAUCAGCUGCUGUUACUUACAGAGCGACUUCUCUCGGGACUCGCUGCUCCACUGCUGCAGUGCACGCGGAAAUUUCAGUCGGAGCGCAGUGACCCAACGGAGAGGAAGUAUAUUUAAGCCGACUUGUUCUAUUUUUCGGAGGCGCGCGGGCGAACUUCAAAAAAAUACCCUCACCUCUCCUCUCGUUAGCGCGUUCCGGCUUGUUUUCAAGUGUGCGCGUCGUUUUUCCUCAAGUACAAGUUUAUAUUCGUGCGCUUUUUUAAUUUUUCCGGUUGAAGAGCGAAAUAAAAAGAAUUAUGCCGCCGCGCGGCUUGCAGAGCAGCAGCAGCAGCAGUAGCAGAGAAAAAAUGCCGCGGAGCGAAGCCUUGAGAUCGAUCCGAAGAAGUCGUGCAGUCGUGAGUGUUGUAAGGUGCAAACAGUGUCGGACUAGACUCAGAUGCGACGUGAGAAGUAUCGACGAACAUCUGCAGGGAUGUAGCGCCAGAGUGAACGUGACGCUGAUGAGAGGACAGGAGAUCAAGAUACCGGCUGUUACCUACAACAGCAGCAGCGGCAGCGGUAGUUCCAGCGACGAAGGGAGCAGCAGUGGUGCUAGCAAGACCGGGACUAGAGCGGUCAUUGAAAGGAUGGAGGUCGAGCCGCCAAAGGAACUGUUGAAGCCGCUGCAGCUGCCGCAGAGAAUACUGACGGGGCCCGGGCCGAGCAAUUGUUCUCAGCGGGUGCUCAAGGCGCUAGAGCAGCAGGUUUUAGGUCACACGCACCCCGAGAUGUUUCAGUUGAUGGACGAAAUCAAGGCCGGUCUGCGCUACGCCUUUCAAACGAAGAACAACUUGACGCUGGCGAUCAGCGCAUCCGGUCACGGAGGCCUGGAGGCCGCGAUCGGCAACGUGCUCGAGCGCGGAGAGAAUAUGCUCAUCGUCAAGGCCGGCAUAUGGGCCGAGCGGGCUGCUGACAUGGCUGGCAGACUCGGCAUCCGCGUGGAUUUCAUGGAGACCGAGUUCGGUGUCGCCUUCGGCCUCCGGGAGUUCGAGCUCGCCGUUAGCGAGUACCGGCCCAAGGCCGUCUUCGUCGUGCAUUCGGAGUCGUCGGCCGGACUGAAGCAGCCGCUCGAGGGACUUGGUGACAUCGUGCACAAGUAUGGAGGCUUGCUGAUAGUCGACACUGUCGCGUCUCUUGGAGCCGAGCCCUUCUUCGCCGAUGCCUGGGGCAUCGAUGUCGUCUACACCGGGAGUCAGAAGGCACUCGGUGCUCCGGCCGGCAUCACGCCCAUCAGCUUCAGUCCCGCUGCCGAAAAAAAGAUUCUGACGCGCAAGAGCCCGGUGCCGGUCUUCUACUGGGACAUGACCUGGCUAGGUCGCUAUUGGAACUGCUUCGAUCCUCGGACUCCUCGGCCUUAUCACCACACGAUAAGCGCGACGCUGGUUUACGGUCUCCGAGAGGCGCUGGCCCAACUCGCGGAGGAGGGCCUCGCUGCGUCCUGGGCUCGACACGCCAACGUCUCUCAAAAGUUCCACGAGGGCCUCGCCAGAAGGGGCUACCAGUUGUUCGUCAAGCAACCCCAGCACCGGCUUAAAACCGUCACUGCUAUUAUGCUGCCCGAUGGUGUUGAGGCCCAGCCCAUCAUUCGCUACGCUAUGGACAGGUAUAACCUUGAGUUCAGUGGAGGUCUGGGCCCUACUGCCGGAAAAGUCAUACGCAUCGGACUGAUGGGAGUUAACGCGACCUCCGGGCACGCCGACCUCGUUCUGCGUGGGCUGGACGAUGCCGUCAAGUAUGCUAAAUCUUGUCAACUUAAAUCCAACAUAUAAGCAAACGAUAGUUCCUCGAGAUAGACUUCUAGACACCCAAAAUUUGGCUCUAAUCAUUGUAUGCUAUAAGGAAUUCCGAUAUAAAACUAUUCAUUUUAUUUACAUUGUUAUAGAUAGGAACAUAGUUAUAGAUUUAUUUAGAGAUAUCUAUCUAUACGUAUUUCAACAAUGCACUCGCUUAGUAUUCGCUCUUUCUGUGACUAAUGCGAGCUAAGGAUCACAUGUUAAGUAAUUUGUACAUAUAUACUCAUGAUAUGAAUUUCAAAAUUUCAAUACACUUACCCACCAUUGAUUAGUUUAACAAGAAACGGAAAGGUUUACUUUUUGAUCGAAAACGUUGCUCUGUUAACAACAAGAUAGAUUGUUUUAUUUUUCAUUCUUUAUAAAAUAAAUAAAUAAAAUGAUAUCUUACAACUUAUUAAA
This is a messenger RNA of Nasonia vitripennis (jewel wasp), 2276 nucleotides long. It is a transcript of the gene Agxt, whose product is annotated as serine--pyruvate aminotransferase, mitochondrial. The coding region runs from base 342 to 1853 and encodes 503 amino acids. The record is from RefSeq and is a predicted model, not a curated record. NCBI's taxonomy places the organism in Eukaryota, Metazoa, Arthropoda, Insecta, Hymenoptera, Pteromalidae. Gene Ontology annotation, molecular function: L-alanine:glyoxylate transaminase activity; L-serine:pyruvate transaminase activity. The transcript has 5 exons. Gene Ontology annotation, cellular component: peroxisome.